This is a messenger RNA of Tetranychus urticae (two-spotted spider mite), 1117 nucleotides long. Its product is annotated as polyisoprenoid diphosphate/phosphate phosphohydrolase PLPP6. The record is from RefSeq and is a predicted model, not a curated record. NCBI's taxonomy places the organism in Eukaryota, Metazoa, Arthropoda, Arachnida, Trombidiformes, Tetranychidae. Gene Ontology annotation, molecular function: sphingosine-1-phosphate phosphatase activity.
UAACUACCAUUAGUUAAUGAGUUUUGUCAAAAAACGGAUUUCCCGGUGAAUAUUAUCAAAGACUGAGCUUUUUCACAACAGUCGUUAGGUAAUGCCGAUAAUUUAGAAAUAAUUGAAUAUAUUGGUUUGAUUUAUUUCAAUUUGAAACGAGGAAAGUAAAUUAGCUAAAUAAGAUUGUGAACAAAAUUUUAACAUAAAUUAGUCUGAUUCACUUUUUGUAUAAUAGUUACUUUUCAUGAGCUUUUUUCUUGCGGUUAUUCAAAAACAGUUGUCAUUAAACAAAGCUCACCUCACAGUUGGUUCUUCAUCCUUGUUUUCAUUUUUUGUUCCUUAUUUUUCUCUUCUUAAUUUUAUUUUGUUUUCCUUGUUUUAAUUGUUAACCUGUUUCCAGCUUUAAUUCAAUGACAAUUGUAUCAUCUUGUUAACUGUUGAAUUAAAAUUAAUAUAAAUAUGGAUAGAAUAAAAGAAAAAGUGAAAGACAUUGAUAUUACUUUAAGCUAUCAAUUGUUUAAGAGUUACCCAAAAGGUGUUAAGUACCGACGUAUCUUGUCAACUCUGGAAUGGUCCUGUCAUGGUAUACCUUGGUUUGCUGGUGUAAUCAUUGCGAUUUACCUUUGGCCAUCAAGUGAAUUGUUGGCACAGUUAUUGGCUGGUUUAUUACUAGAUGUAAUCACUGUUGCUAUCGUCAAAGCUUUAGCUAGAAGACGACGGCCUACAUAUGCUAAUCAAGAGGAUCAAUUUAUUGUUGCUUCAAUAGACAAACAUUCUAUGCCUUCAGGUCAUGCAUCUAGAGCUGUCUAUAUUGCCCUGUUACUUAAUAAUGGUUCCUUUUGGUCACAAUUAACUUGGAUUUGGGCCAUUUCUGUUGGUUUGUCAAGAAUCUUUUUGGGAAGACAUCAUAUUUUGGAUGUUACAGCUGGUUUCUUAUUUGCCUUUUUCAAUUACUCAUUACAGUUUAGCUUUGGUGGAUUCCUCAACAAAAUCAUUGUCUGGAUUCUUCUCCAUCAAUUCAGCAAUACCAAUGAUUUGGCAGAUACAGAGAAUAUCAAUGUUGGAAAUAUUGUAGAUGAUGAUUAAUUAAUUCUGUUCAAUAAAUGAUUAAUCAAACAAGUUUAAA